Molecule: messenger RNA, 2019 nt
Organism: Beta vulgaris subsp. vulgaris (sugar beet)
Lineage: Eukaryota; Viridiplantae; Streptophyta; Magnoliopsida; Caryophyllales; Amaranthaceae
Product: beta-glucosidase 13
Exons: 11
Coding region: 84-1775 (563 amino acids)
Biological process (GO): carbohydrate metabolic process
Molecular function (GO): beta-glucosidase activity
Source: RefSeq, a predicted model, not a curated record
GAGCAAAGAACAUCACCAAAGUUUGUUCUAAUCUUCUUUCUUUUCUAAGCCUUCUUUGUUCUCUUAAAAGAACAUAAGAAAAAAUGGCCUUGCUUUAUUCAGCUCCAUGCUAUAGUCUAGCUUCUGCUAGUAAGCUUAAGCUAAAGAAUCCUAAUAACUUGCUCUCAAAAACUAACUCAAGCACAAAUGUGCAUUUGAGAGGCUUACCAAGUUAUGGAAAUGGAAAUGUUUAUUGUUCACUCAUUCCUAAAAUAGUAAAAACAGGAGUUAAAAUUGUUGAGGCACCCGUUGUUUCCCUCAUUGACGGUCUUCAACCUGCUAUUUUCACCCCACCUGAAGGCGAUUUAAAAAAGGAGGAUUUCCCUCCUGAUUUCCUCUUUGGUGCCUCUACUUCCGCUCUUCAGACUGAAGGAAGAGGGGAUGAAGGUGGAAGAGGAAAAAGCACAUGGGAUUUCAUGAUUCAAGCUAGCCAAGGGAAAAAGGCAGUCGACUCCUACAACCUUUUUAAGGAAGAUGUGAAAAUUUUGAAAGAAACGGGCUUGAAUACAUACAGGUUCUCCAUUGCUUGGCCAAGGAUAUUGCCUAAUGGUACUCUGGAGUCUGGAGUUAACCAAGAGGGCAUUGAUUUUUAUAACAAAUUCAUAGAUGAAUUGAUCGCAAAUGGAAUUACUCCCAUCAUCACUUUGUUCCAUUUUGACCUACCAGUGCUUUUACAAAACCAAUUCUAUGGUUUCAUGCGACCCAACAUCGUAGAGCACUUCAAGGAGUUUGCAGAUCUUUGCUUUGAGAAGUUCGGUGACCGUGUUAAGUAUUGGGGUACAAUAAAUGAGCCUUAUGUAUUUGGCUCCUAUGGCUACAAGAUGGGAUUGCCUGGUGAUCUCAAGAAUGAUCCUUUAGGUCCAUUCAUUGCUACCCAUCAUAUUAUCUUAGCUCAUGCUGCUGCCGCCAAACUAUACAAGGAAAAAUAUCAAAAAUCUCAAGGUGGAAAAAUUGGAAUCUCACUCCCAUGCAAAUGGUAUAUGCCGCACUCUGCUGAUCCAAAGGACUUUGCAGCUACAAAAAUGCAGCUAGACUUCCAGUUGGGCUGGUACAUGGAUCCAUUAACCCGUGGCGAAUACCCUGAAUCCAUGAGAAAGAAUGUGAAGGGACUCCCUGAGUUUACACCAUCCGAGAAGGAACUAGUCAAAGACGCCUUCGAUUACAUUGGUAUCAAUUACUACACUUCCAGAUACGUCAAGCAUACUUGUACCGUCGAUGCAAUGUCUGGCGUUAUCAAUAUCAAAUACGCUGAACAGACUGCUGAUGAUGAAGGAAACGUCGUCGGGCCUCAAGCGAAAGGACAAGAGGACAUUUAUGUCCACCCUGAUGGACUCAAGAAUUUGCUUCUGUAUGUCAAGACUGAAUAUGGUAACCCCGAAGUAUAUGUGACUGAGAAUGGUAUGCCGGAUAAACCAACAAUUACAGGCUCGGUUAACGAUAUGAUUGCGCAAGGAAAAACAGCAGAACUUGAGGCUGCAUUUUAUGAUGACUAUAGAAUCCAACAUGCUCACGAUCAUCUUGUAGCUGUUCGAGAAGCAAUAAAGGAGGGAGCUAACGUGAAAGGCUACGUCGUAUGGUCACUGAUGGACAAUAUGGAAGUAGGUGCAGGAUACGAUGUUCGCUUCGGCCUCAACUAUACAGAUUACUAUGACAAUCAUAAAAGAUACCCUAAAAAAUCUGCUAAAUGGUUUGCUAAUUUCCUUCAAGCAGAGAACGCAAAGGGUUCCAACAACUAGAGUUUCAAUUGUAUUGUGACCAUGUCAUCCAAUAAUUGAAUGCAAAUUACGUUUAUCAUAUAAUAAAUGUUUGUAUUUCCUUAAGUCAAAGAAAAACAAGUGUUUGCGUUGAUUAUAUAAAGUAUUUAUAUUUUGUAUUUGGCAAACUAUUUAAGUGAAAAUUGUACGUGGCAAAUUCUCCUAUGUCCCUUCUAUUUGGAACUUCUCUCUUACUAUUGGAACAUAUUUCUUACUUUUGGAUUCA